CCGCCCGGGCCUCGGGCCUCGCCGCAGGUCCUGCCAGUUUCUCAAAGGCCGGAGCGCCACCCUUGCCGCGUGCCUCGGCGCGGCCCCUUUAAGGGCCGGGGGUGUGUGGCGGGCCCGCCCCCUCCCCGCAGCGCCGGCCGCCCGUUAAAGGGGCCGCGCCCUCGGAGCCCGCCGAGUGCCAGCCGGGCGGAGGGCGCGAGAUCUGGCCACGGGCCGGCGGGCGGAGAGGGCGCGGAGGGUGCGGGCUCGCUGCGGCCCCUCCGCACAAUGUACACCAUCACCAAGGGACCCAGCAAGCUGGUCGCGCAGCGGCGCACAGGUCCCACGCAGCAGCAGGUGGAGAGCAGGCUCGGUGAGCUCCUGAAAUGCCGGCAUCCCGUGCCGCCGACCCCGCAGCCCCCCCAGCCCCCGCGGGCGCAGCCGCCGGGACCCUGGCCCCUGUCGAGUCCAGGGCCGAGGCUCGUGUUCAAUCGGGUGAAUGGCCGGCGGCCACCUGCCAUAUCCCCGUCUCUCGAGGGAACCCAGGAGACCUACACGCUUGCCCACGAGGAGAACGUCCGAUUUGUGUCCGAAGCCUGGCAGCAAGUGGAGCAGCAGCUGGGUGGUGGCCCAGCCGGUGAGAGCGGGCCGAGGCCUGUGCAAUACGUGGAGAGGACCCCCAACCCCCGGCUGCAGAACUUUGUGCCCAUCGACCUGGACGAGUGGUGGGCACAGCAGUUCCUGGCCAGGAUCACCAACUGCUCCUAGUCACAGCUUUGGAAGGAAUGCUGCCCAUGCAGGGCCUGGCCUUACCCCACGCUGGACCCUCUGCCAGGAGAGGACCACGGUGCCCUGUCCACCUGCUGCUGCGGGCCGUGCUCCACCCUGGGCCUGGCCAGGCGCCGACCACACCUGAAGUGCCAGCAUUUGGACUUUUGCCCCUGCUGACCCCUGGGCCCAGCUGUUCCAGGCUGCCAGGGGCCAGGGGUUGAACCUGUCUGACCUCAGUCCUGCUCACUGUGCCCGGGGACCAGCCCAUGGGGCUGGCAGGGAGGAGCUCCAGGCUAAUAAAGUUGAGAAACUGCC
This is a messenger RNA of Hippopotamus amphibius kiboko, 1065 nucleotides long. RefSeq names its product MAPK regulated corepressor interacting protein 2 (gene MCRIP2). Lineage: Eukaryota; Metazoa; Chordata; Mammalia; Artiodactyla; Hippopotamidae. Bases 268 to 747 code for a protein of 159 amino acids. The record is from RefSeq and is a predicted model, not a curated record. The transcript is spliced from 5 exons.